CUGCAGCAGUGAAACAGGAGACCAUUCCGCAUCCUCCGCACCCAGCUCACCUGCUCUCUCUUCAACCAGACGCCCAUCAACAGCCACCAUGACUCACCAGUAUCCCGCACUGACUCCUGAGCAGAAGAAAGAGCUGCAGGACAUCGCAGAGAGGAUAGUCGCUCCAGGAAAAGGCAUCCUCGCAGCUGAUGAAUCCACCGGCAGCAUGGGGAAACGUUUGAACCCCAUCGGGGUCGAGAACACAGAGGAGAACAGGCGUCGCUACCGCCAGCUGCUCUUCACAGCCGACCAGCGCAUCGACAACUGUAUCGGGGGCGUCAUCUUCUUCCAUGAAACCCUCUACCAGAACACAGACGAUGGCACUAACUUCUCCCAGCUCAUCCGGGACCGUGACAUUGUUGUUGGCAUCAAGGUGGACAAAGGUGUUGUGCCCCUCGCCGGAACAAAUGGAGAGACCACCACCCAGGGUUUGGACGGGCUGUCUGAGCGCUGCGCACAGUACAAGAAGGACGGCGCAGACUUCGCCAAGUGGCGCUGCGUGCUAAAGAUCAGCGAUACCACGCCCUCUGAGCUCUCCAUCUUUGAGAACGCUAAUGUUCUUGCACGAUAUGCCAGCAUCUGCCAGCAGAAUGGCAUCGUUCCCAUUGUGGAGCCCGAGAUCCUUCCUGACGGAGACCAUGACCUGAAGCGUUGCCAGUACGUCACUGAGAAGGUCCUAGCUGCAGUGUACAAGGCUCUGUCAGACCACCAUGUGUACCUGGAGGGGACUCUGCUGAAACCCAACAUGGUCACACCCGGACACUCCUGCUCCACCAAGUAUAGCGGCGAGGAAAUCGCCAUGGCUACCGUCACCGCCCUGCGCCGCACCGUGCCUCCUGCUGUCACAGGAGUGACAUUCCUGUCAGGUGGCCAGUCCGAAGAGGAGGCCAGCGUGAACCUUAACGCCAUCAACACCUGUCCACUCGCAAAGCCCUGGGCCCUGACUUUCUCCUACGGCCGCGCCCUGCAGGCCUCCGCCCUGAACGCAUGGAGAGGAGAGCUGAGCAACGAGAAGGCCGCCACCGAGGAGUUCAUCAAACGUGCUGAGGCAAACGGUCUGGCUGCUCAGGGCAAGUAUGAAUCUUCUGCAAGUGGUAACGCCGCAGGACAAUCCCUCUACGUAGCUAAUCACGCCUACUAAACAUCUGCCGUAUUCAACCGUGGUCUGGUUAUAGUCUUAUAUCUGCUCUGCUAUCCCCCCUCACUCCUCCAUCACAGGCCUGCGCUGUCUACUGUACUUUAGAGUUGUCAGAGCUAAUAAAGUUACAUGAUUAGAAGUGUAUUUAAAAACAUAAUGUGAAACUACUGUACUAAAGGGAACAGGCUUGUUUUUCUGUAUAACCAAACAAAUCAAAACUAGACAAUGAGACAAUUUAUGACUGACAUCAGAGAUAUGAAGUCAGAGGCUGCAAACUUUUAACAGAAGGUCACGAUAAUCAGACAGGAUUCAAUUCAUGCCUCUUCUACACUGCUACCGUCUUGCUUUCUCCCCCACAUGAUCAAUCUUGAGCCACUCCCAAGCAGGGAGGUUUUUUUUGUGUGUGUGUGUUUCGGUGUUUCGCUUCUGUCAAAACGCAGUAUUGGCUCAUCCUUAAAGCGCUAUACUAACAUCCUGCCUGACACUGGGACCAAUGGAUCAUUAGUGGCAUCAGCACAUCCAUUAAGGGACAAGGGAGCAAGACAAACAGUGUGAAUUGAUCUUUUUUGGAGCGACUGUCCAGAAGGGCAGAGUGCUUGUUGUACUUUCAGAAAGCUCCAGCAGAGGUCUGUAGACCAUCACCAGGAUUUAUCUUUAAUCUAACCUUUCUGUUCACCACUAAUCAGAAAAAAAACAUCUUGUGUGUCUAUAUUAAGUAUAACAUUAUCUUUAAAUUACAUAAAGUAAUAAAUGUAUUCAGUUGUGUGAAGGUGUCGAUAUUAUGUGAUGCUUGUGUGAGUCCCCCCGUCCCCCCUGAUUCCCCCAGCCGACCCUACGGGAGAUGAGAUGGUUUCUAUUGACAUAAUGUGGACCAAUUCGUGGGGUUAGCAGCGGGGGACAUCGGUCACUGCUGUGUUGGAAUACUGCAAUGUUUGUGAUGUUAAUAUUGUUCUUGAAUCACUUGGUGUGUCAAAUAGUGGAGAAAAAUAAA
Molecule: messenger RNA, 2168 nt
Organism: Anoplopoma fimbria (sablefish)
Lineage: Eukaryota; Metazoa; Chordata; Actinopteri; Perciformes; Anoplopomatidae
Gene: aldocb
Product: aldolase C, fructose-bisphosphate, b
Exons: 9
Coding region: 89-1180 (363 amino acids)
Biological process (GO): glycolytic process; fructose 1,6-bisphosphate metabolic process
Cellular component (GO): cytosol
Molecular function (GO): fructose-bisphosphate aldolase activity
Source: RefSeq, a predicted model, not a curated record